Bipolaris maydis ATCC 48331 is the source of this 942-nucleotide messenger RNA. NCBI's taxonomy places the organism in Eukaryota, Fungi, Ascomycota, Dothideomycetes, Pleosporales, Pleosporaceae. The record is from RefSeq and is a predicted model, not a curated record.
AUGGCAAGCCUACCCAGCUUUACCACAAACUUCCCCGCAGGAUACCCAACGUUCCAAGCACGCGGCGGUGGAACCUUUGCGCACCACGGCGGCGGCGGCAGCUCGUCAUCAGGAGCAGCAGACUGCCAGCGCUACUUCCUCGACCACGCCCAGCACGACAAUGGCGUCCAGGCUGUAUGUGCCCUCAUCAACAUUUGCCUGCCGUUCCAAUGGUCGCAGAACCCGCUCUUGAGCUCCUCGGGCCCGCUGCCGCACGCCUCGGGCCCCGCGGCUUACAACAUGGGCUGGCCGCGCCAAGGCCCAGUUUCUUCGUCGCGAGGGGGAGGAGGCGGCCUGCCGGGCGGAAUGGGUGGUCCGCCGCCGCCAGCAUGGGUCUCGCUAGUCCCUUUUAUUCGCCGCCUGGUCGUCACGGGCAUGGACAGCGCGGGCAUCAUGCACGGCUUCUUCGGCGAGGACUGGCGCAAGGGCGUCGGCCCCAUGCACGAGUGCGAGCGCCGCAACUACCUCUUCACCGCAAAGAGCGUCGGCUGGGCCAAAGUAAAGUGCCAGUACGACAUGUCACCCCACGAGUCCGUCCCCUUUCUCAAGCCCCUCCAGGAAGUCCAGCUCGCGGAGAUCGAGGGCGCAGAGAAGACUUGGAGUCAGUGGCUCGCCAUGGAAGAUUGGAUGGUUGGUCCCCGCGCCCCAGAUGCCGGUGAUGGAGAUCAGCAUCUUGAGGAUGCGCCGCCGUCGCGCCGCGAGUCGUGAUUACUGAUAUACAUAUCAAACACCCUUUUCUUAUAACCAUCACCUAUGUAGUUUCCUUUCUUUUUUAACCGGUGUUUCUCGUGGGGGGGUUUCUCUUCUUUCUUCUUCCAUCUGGUAUGCUCAUUUUCCCUGUCUUUUCCCCACUUGGCCACCGUUAUUGUCCCGGCAAAGCAUUUCACAUAUUCAUUUUGUUUU